AUGUUUACCUUUUUCAAACUUGCGAUUUUGUUCCUCCUUGCGAGAAUUGUGGUAACCAAGGUAGGAGAAGAAGUUGCUUUCACCUAUAAUGGAUUCAAAGGUGCUGUCCAAAAUGGUAUUGGGCUAGACGGCACAGCAGAGAUCACAUCCAAUGGCCUCCUCCAGCUGACCAUGUCCUCCUCGCAAGUAAAGGGUCAUGCCUUCUACUUUAGCCCGAUUCAUUUCCUCAACCAGUCCUCAUCAAAUGGUGGCGCCGCUGCUGCUCUCUCCUUCUCUACCACUUUUGUCUUUGCCAUAAUCACCCAGCACCCCCGGUUUGGCGGUCACGGUAUAGCCUUUUUCAUCGCACCCACAAGAGUUUUCCCUUCUGGGGUUUUUCCAAGCCAAUAUCUUGGUCUCUUCAAUAUCAGCAACCUUGGCAAUUCAGACAAUCAUAUAUUCGCAGUCGAGCUCGACACCUUACAGGACUUUGAGUUCAAUGAUAUCAACGACAACCACGUUGGUAUCGAUAUCAAUGGAUUGGAGUCCGUUGCUUCCGCUCCGGCGUCCUAUUUCGAUAAUAACGGUCGGCCCAAAAACCUAACCCUGAAAAGUGGGGACUCCAUGCAAGUCUGGAUUGAUUACGACGGUGUACACAAGCAGCUCAACGUCACAAUAGCUCCAUUCAAUGUUUCUAAACCUGCUCUUCCUCUGUUAUCUCUGUCUAGAGAUCUUUCUCCUGUCAUCAAGGACCCCAUGUUCAUAGGUUUCUCAUCCUCUACUGGUUCCCAGCUUUUCGCAUCACACUAUCUGUUGGGAUGGAGCUUCAAGCUGAACGGGACAGCAAAAGAUCUCGAUCUCUCAAAACUUCCCCUGCUUCCCCCACAAGUACCCGUCAAAUUAAAGAAGAAACAGGCUAUUCUGAUUAUUGGCUUUCCUGUAAUUGCUGCUGCUUUAGUGUUGGCAACGAUCUUUGGCAUCCUGAUCAUGGUGAAAAGGAAGAGAAAAUAUGCUGAAGUGCUUGAAGAAUGGGAACUCGAUUAUGGUCCUCAUAGAUUCAAGUAUAAAGAUCUCUAUGUGGCGACUAAGGGGUUUAAAAACAAGGAGCUACUGGGUAUUGGUGGCUUUGGUAGGGUGUAUAGAGGUGUAUUACCCACCUCCAAAAUCGAAGUUGCAGUGAAGAAAAUCUCCCAUGAGUCCACACAGGGGAUUAGGGGAUUCGUUGCUGAGAUCGUUACUGUUGGUCAUCUACGGCAUCGGAACCUAGUAACACUCUUGGGGUAUUGCCGGCGUAAAGGGGAACUCCUUUUGGUAUAUGAAUUCAUACCCAACGGAAGUCUAGACAAGUUCCUCUUUGAUCCAUCAACGCCGGUGCUGGAUUGGACUCAGAGAUUUCAAAUUAUUAGAGGUGUAGCAUCUGCACUGUUUUAUCUACACGAAGGAUGGGAGCAGGUUGUGGUUCACAGAGACGUCAAGUCUAGUAAUGUUCUACUGGACGGGGAAUUCAAUGCAAGAUUAGGGGAUUUUGGACUUGCGAGAUUGUAUGACCAUGGAACUCAACCUGAAACAACACAUGUGGUUGGGACUUUGGGUUAUAUUGCACCAGAAUUUUCAAGAACAGGCAAAGCCAACACGAGCACAGAUGUGUUUGCAUUCGGAACUUUUAUGUUGGAAGUUGCUUGUGGGAGGAGGCCAAUAAUUUCAAGAGCAUCAGAAGAGGAGGAAGUAGUGUUGGUGGAUUGGGUGUUCUCUUACUGGAGCAGAGGGGCAAUUCUUGACACAGUGGAUCCAAACUUGGGGAUAAAUUAUGUAGAGAAUGAAAUGGAGUUGGUGUUGAAGCUUGGAUUGCUUUGCUCCAAUUGGGUUCCAAUAGCAAGGCCAAGUAUGCGACAAGUUGUGCAGUAUUUGGAAGGAGAACUUCCUCUACCAGAUUUGUCAUCUCUUAGUCUGAGUGGUGGUAGUGGUUUAAUAUUUGCAGAUGGCCACGAAGGCUUUGACAAUUUUGUCAGGCUUCCAUCACCAUCUAUUACAGAAUGGACGCUCUCUGGAGGACGUUGAUUCUAUCCUACUGACUGUUGUUCGCCUUUGGCCAGUCUACUGGGCACUAGUAGGGCCAAAGGCCACCUAGUCCUACAUACGUCAGAAUAUGGCAGAGUUUGAUCCCACAACAUCUUCCCCUUGGUGUCGGUUUUUCAAGUUGAAGCUGCCACCACUAGGCUAAGCUACUGUUCAUUUAUUAGGUUUUAAAUAUACUUUGUGUUUUGUAGUA
Molecule: messenger RNA, 2248 nt
Organism: Macadamia integrifolia
Lineage: Eukaryota; Viridiplantae; Streptophyta; Magnoliopsida; Proteales; Proteaceae
Product: L-type lectin-domain containing receptor kinase IV.2-like
Exons: 1
Coding region: 1-2037 (678 amino acids)
Biological process (GO): protein phosphorylation
Cellular component (GO): plasma membrane
Molecular function (GO): protein kinase activity; ATP binding; carbohydrate binding
Source: RefSeq, a predicted model, not a curated record